AUGACCCUUCUUGGCCGAGCAAGAAUCUUCAGCUCUUCAGACGGGAGCGGAGACACAGGUCAACUGGAAUCAUGUAAUUCGCAAUGUGGUGAACAGCUCCAGAAUUGCUCCUGUCAUUCAAGUUGUUUGAACCUUCAAAGCUGCUGCAUAGAUUAUCAGAAAAUGUGCCUUAAAAUUUCACCCUACUCAGGGACAUUAAUGGGAGGGAAAGACUUCAAAAUUCUACACAUGACUUACACUCCUGGUUCAAAUGUGACAUGUUGGUUCAACAAUGAAACAGAUACUCAGGGUUAUGUGGAUCAGUCUGGACGUGCUCACUGCAUUUCUCCACUGCUGUUUCAGACUGGCCAGAUCAAAUUUUCUUUGUUGUUUGAUGGAGGGAACAACUUUACACCAUCUGGAACAUGGCUAGCUGUUCAUCACAGCAAAGCAUCAGAAUUGGAAAAGAGUGUGUUGGUUGAUUCAAAAAAAUGGCAAUAUUAUGGAACACCUGGAUAUAAUCGGACACUCACCAUGACCUGGAAUAUUAGCACUCUUACCACUCAACAUGUCCACAUAGAAGUCUGGGGCUAUAAUGAGACAGGGGAACCAUACACUGAAUCAUGGCAAGCGGAUUGGACCUACCUCUACACACUUCAUCCAAACCAUCCGAAUAAUGGAAACUUUACAUUUACACCAGGUCCUGCAGAAUCACCAUUUGAUACGUGGGAUGUAGGAGUGUUAAGGAUCACACCAAGUGACAAAAAAUCAGGAGAGAGGAAUGUGCACGCGAUAUGGAGUCCUGUCCAUGCUUUAGCCUGGCACUUAUCAGAGCAUUUCAAGGCUGAUCCUGCUGCCUGGGCAACAGAUAAGUGUCUGAGGUGGAGAGAUGAUGAGAAGAACAAACUGCCUGACUUCUUGUCUGAAACCGCAGACUGUCCUUGCACUUUGCAACAAUCCAGAGCUGAUAUUGGUAGAUACCAUACAGAUUAUGGAUGCAACAUUGAUAAGGGCAGUGUGUGCACCUACCACCCGGGUGCUGUGCAUUGUGUGAGGAGCAUACAAGCAAGCCCUAGGUAUGCAGCAGGGCAGCAGUGCUGUUAUGAUGCUUCUGGUGUACAGGUUCUUACAAAUGAUUCAAUAGGGGGCAGCACCCCUGAUCGGGGACAUGACUGGGGUUCCCCACCAUACAGAAAGCCUCCCAGAAUACCAGGCUUCUCUCACUGGCUCUAUGAUGUGAUCACAUUCUACUACUGUUGUCUCUGGUCAGAUAACUGCCAGUACUACAUGGAACUUAGACCCUCCAGUGACUGCCGCACUUAUAAACCAUCAAAAGUUGCUUCAGCAUUUGGUGAGCCUCAUAUUAUAAGUUUUGAUGGUCUGUCUUACACAUACAAAGGUAAAGGAGAAUAUGACAUGGUCGUUUCUACAAAACCGAAUCUAAGGAUUCAGUGUCGGACGUCACCAUAUCAUGGUACUAAAGUCAAAGUAGGCAAUUUCGGUUCAGUACCGAUCCAGACUGUUACCAUUUUGCAAGAUGAUAAUAUCCGAUCUCGACGGUCACUCCCUAAAAAACUGAAUAUAGCAGCCAUUUCUUCAGUGGCUAUGCAAGAAGAGGACUCUGAUAUAAUUGAAGUGCGCAUGCAUGAUAUAACCAUAAAUACUCUGGAAGUUUUUGUAAAUAAACAGAUUAUUAGCUUUGAAGAGCAAAGUUGGAUGGACAUGAAAGGGGUUUUCUUAUUCUCACCCUCUCCCGCCAAUGUCACUGUGAUGUUCCCCUCAGGAGCAGGGGUGGAAGUUAGAGAAAUAGGAGGAUUUCUAAGUCUGUCAGUUUUUCUUCCUGAGAUAUUUAAAGACAAAACCCAAGGACUUCUGGGUGUCAUGAAUGAUAAUCCUGCAGAUGACUUCACUCUAAGAAAUGGAACUGUCCUUCCUACUGCCUCAAGUCCGGAGGAAAUUUACCAGUUCGGUGCAGAUUGGUCAGUAACAAAUCAGACUUCACUCUUCCUGUAUGACACUCAAGAUCUUCUUGAAGAAUAUGCUUUGAAGCAUGAUCCUGAUUUCAUACCCACAUUUUACAUCGAAGAGGACAAAAAUGACACACUGUUUCAGGAGGUAGAAAAUAUGUGUGGUAAUGAUACAUUGUGCAGAUUUGAUGCCUUUACCACAAGAAGUCUGGAGAUUGGCAAUGCCACCAAGGUCUCACAUCAAAAUCACAUCAUGUUGGUGGAGAACCUUAAACCAGUGGUCUCGUGUGGCUGGCUUGGGCCACCAGCAAAUGGUGCUAAGAAUGGAACAACCUACCUAGUUGGCUCAACCAUCACUUUCAGUUGUAACAGUGGUUUUAUACUUGAUGGAUCCCAACAGCGAACAUGCCAAUCUGAUGGAAUGUGGUCUGGGGCACCAGCACAGUGUUCUUUAGGAACGGACAAUUCCUGUUCUAUGCAGUGUGGACAACGUCUGGGUCAAUGCUCCUGCCAUGUAACCUGUGAGAAUCUUGGCAACUGCUGUACAGACUACCGCACGUAUUGUGUGCGUAUUGCACCAGAGUCUGGCCUUUUGAUGGGAGGCAUAGACUUUGUCAUUCUGGGUGUGGCCUUUAACAAAAAUGCUGUAGUGAAAUGCAGGUUUGACAAAGAAAUCACUGUUAAUGGUUAUGUGGAUGAAGAGGGAAAAGCCCAUUGUGUGUCACCUCUACUGUAUGAAACUGGACGUAUUCCAUUUGAAAUGUCCGUGGAUGGAGGGGAAACAUAUCCUCACUCUGGCACUUGGCUAUCAGUGCAUCCUGGAAAAGUGUCCGAGUCAGAAAAAUGCACUCUGGAGGAUGAAAAAAAAUGGCAGUACUAUGGCACACCCAAUUUUGAUGGCACCUUGACCGUUAGAUGGGAUUCAAAGACGUUUAAGGAGAACACAAUUAACAUUGAAGUGUGGGGUUACGGGGAAUCAGGACAACCUUAUUCAGAGACCUGGAAAGCAACCUGGGACUAUCUCUAUACAUUGGUACAUAAAUAUGCCAACAAUGGGAGCUACACUUUUACCCCGAAUCCAGCAAUGCCAGAACAUCGCACCUAUGAAUUUGGAAGCCUAAGGAUUUUGCCAAGUCAACAUGCUGAUGGGGAGAAGGAUGUCCAUUCAUUAUGGAGUGUGGAUCAUGCCAUGGCUUGGCACCUGGGUGAAGACUUUCGCAAGGACCCUGCUAGCUGGGCAUUUGACAAAUGUAAUAAAUGGCAUGAAAGUGACAAGCUUCUUCCUGAUUUUCUCUCUGAAAUCAUUGAUUGUCCCUGCACUAUGGAACAGGCCAGAGCUGACACUGGGAGAUUUCAUCCAGAUUACGGAUGUAACAUAGACACGGGAAGCACAUGUACUUACCAUCCUGGAGCUGUGCAUUGUGUCCGAGGCAUCUAUGGCAGUCCCACCUAUGCAGCAGGCCAGCAGUGCUGUUAUGAUAAAGAUGGUUUCCAAGUCCUUACCAGUGAUUCUAUAGGGGGAAGUACCCCUGACCGAGGUCAUGACUGGGGCUCUCCGCCAUACAAGAAGCCCCCCAGAGUACCAGGCUUCUCUCACUGGCUCUAUGAUGUCAUCUCCUUCUAUUACUGUUGCCUGUGGUCGGAUAAUUGUGACUACUACAUGAAACUCAGGCCUUCAAGUGACUGUCGCAAGUAUAAACCUCCAAAAGUUGCUUCUUCAUUUGGGGAUCCACAUUUUAUCACCUUCGAUGGGUCUAAUUUCACUUUCAAGGGUAGAGGUGAAUACACGUUGGUCAGUUCCACAUACCAUUCACUGAUGAUUCAAGGCCGUACUCAGGCUGCUAAGUUUGAAAACGGUUCUUUUACUACGGUUACUGGCUUUUCUUCUGUGGCUAUGCAAGAGGGAAAUUCAGAUGUGAUAGAGGUACGUCUAGCAGCAGACUCCAAAAGUCUGGAAGUUCUCCUAAAUCAGGAAGUCCUUCAUCUUGAUCGGACCUGGAUGGACCUAAAGGGGGUAUUUUUAUUUGCUGCCUCUAACCAAAGCAUAACAGCAAUGUUCUCCUCGGGGGCUGGAAUUGAAGUGAGAGGACAAGGAGGAUUCAUAAGCAUCAACAAUCUUCUACCUUAUGAGUUCAUGAAUCAAACACAAGGACUUAUGGGAAAAAUGAACAACGAUGCCACAGAUGAUUUUACGUUCAGAAAUGGAACUAGUUUGUCAACUAAUGCCAAACCUGAGGAGUUUUUCCAACUUGGUGCCAACUGGCAAGUGACCAGUGACAGCUCCCUCUUCACCUAUGAUUCAAAGUACCUAUUAGAUAACUAUAAAGUUAAACAUGACCCAGAUUUCUUGCCCACAUUUUCAUUCAAGGAAGAUCCCAAUGACCAAUUUACAAAAGAUGUAGAUAAACUGUGUGGAAAUGAUUAUUUUUGUAGAUUUGAUGCACUCACCACUAGAUCCCUCUGGGUUGGAAACGCAACUAAAUUAACGCAUGGAAAUUACAAAAAGUUGAUCCAGGUUCUGCAACCAGUGGUGUCAUGUGGCUGGCUAGAACCCCCAAAGAAUGGCAAGAAGGAGGGAACCAGCUACUUGGUUGACUCUAAUGUCAAAAUCACCUGUAACAAAGGAUACAUAUUAAAAGGCUCUUCUUCACGCAAGUGUCAGCAAGACGGCAAAUGGAGUGGGGAGACAAGUCACUGUGUAUAUAAUAAUACCCUGGGAAUAGUCCUAGGAAGUGUGUUUGGAUUUUUUACUCUCCUGGUCCUCUCAAUAUUGAUUGCCCUACAUGAAAAGAAGCACAGUAGGAAAAAAGAGAUAUCCGUUCCUACUGUGACUUACCAGAAAUCUAUAGGAUUAUAGAAAGACCCAAUAAAUAUGCAUACGCAAGCAAUGAAGGAAGACAUGAAGAAUUUCAAAGGUUCCACAUUUCACAGUGUCCAAUGAUAUCAGAACCAAUAUUUCCUUUC
Nanorana parkeri is the source of this 4910-nucleotide messenger RNA. RefSeq names its product sushi domain containing 2 (gene SUSD2). The record is from RefSeq and is a predicted model, not a curated record. Bases 1 to 4803 code for a protein of 1600 amino acids. The transcript has 28 exons. NCBI's taxonomy places the organism in Eukaryota, Metazoa, Chordata, Amphibia, Anura, Dicroglossidae.